AGACAUGUUUAGUUUGAUUGAAAUCAAUUAGAGAAAGAGUUAUUGCCGUAGUUAUCCCAUUUUAGCCACGGGGUUUUUGGACUACAUUUCCCAUCUCACACUCGGUGUUUCGCGUACGCAGGUUCACGAGCUCCUUACCGACCCCAACAGCAGCUGGGGCAGCCAACCACUUUGUUGAACGGGAACUCGUUAGAAAGAGACGGUCGUGGAAAAAUCGUUGGAAAAGUGUAAAAAGACUAGAAAACAGCGGAAUUAAACUGUUUUGAAGCAUUGUUACUUUGUCACCUGAAGAACGGAAACCGUCGUCGCUUUUCGCCGGUACCGAGGAUAACACACAACUUCCCAAAGAGGAAUUCACUCAUUCAGGAUGUCGGAGUGAAACAAAGAAGUCUGAGGGUAUUCCUGUCGGAAAGGGGCUGAACUUCAUCCUUGUGGCCUUCUCUGAAUGGGAAAGAUGGAAAGGGAGUUACAAUGGUGGAAAGGACAGCUAGCAGGGGAUAUCCAUCAGUCCCUCCGUAUCAAGGAGUUGAAGCUGCCUGUGUACCGGGCCCACUCCCCUCAGAUAGGGAUGCGUCGGUACUUUGCAGACCUGCUGGCCAUACUGUCGAACCGCUACCAGCUGUGUCCUACAGCCAGACACCUGUCUGUCUACCUACUGGACCUGUUCAUGGAUCACUACGAUGUGGCCGUCAAACAGCUCUACGUCAUCGCUCUGUCCUGCCUGCUCCUUGCCAGUAAGUUUGAGGAGAGGGAGGACCGGGUACCUAAGUUGGAACAGCUCAACUCCCUGGGCUUCAUGUGUUCUCUGAACCUUGUUCUCAACAAGCGAGACCUCAUGAAGAUGGAGCUGCUCCUGUUGGAGACGUUCAGCUGGAACCUGUGUAUGCCCACCCCGGCCCACUUCAUAGACCACUACCUCCAGGCCUCGGUGCAGGAGGGAGACCUGUACAACGGCUGGCCUCUCUCCUCCCUCUCCAAGACCAAAACCUUUAUGGACAAAUACACACACUACUUCCUGGAGGUGUCACUGCAAGACCAUGCGUUCCUGAGUUUCCGGCCGUCUCAGGUGGCGGCAGCGUGCGUAGCGGCGUCUCGUAUCUGUCUCCAGAUUUCUCCUAGCUGGACCACGUCUCUACACCUACUGACUGGAUACACCUGGGAACACCUCACACACUGCAUCAAACUCAUGCUGCUUGCUCAUGACAACGAUGUGAAGGAGGCCAACAAACCAAAAUCCACCCCUCCGUUGUCUUGCUCCUCCUCUCUCCAGUCCCACCCUCCUCCCUCCCACCUCUCCCCAGUCCAGAGACCAGCUACCUCCUCCAACCCCCAGCAGCUCCUUUUCCAGCCUGGCCCAGUGGGCUUCCCUCACCUCUCCCAGCACUCUCCCUCCCUGUCCCAGCUCCACGUGCUAGCUGACUCCCAGGCUUUGGGGCCUGCUGUGGUCAACAUGUCCCAGGACAUCCUCCAAAGCCACAGGAUGGGGCUGCUCACUGGGGCCAACACCAUGACCUCCACAGCAGGGACCUUCCCCUCCUAUCCUAGCCUGACUUCGGGGCUGCUCACUGGGGCCAACACCAUGACCUCCACAGCAGGGACCUUCCCCUCCUAUCCUAGCCUGACUUCGGGGCUGCUCACUGGGGCCAACACCAUGACCUCCACAGCAGGGGCCUUCCCCUCCUAUCCUAGCCUGACUUCGGGGCUGCAGCCUGGGGCUCGGGUGGCACCGCUGGCGUUGCAGGGCCCCAUCUCCAUGCAGGUAGCGUUGGCUGCGGAGCCGCGACACUGCCUCAGCAUGGCCUACACCGGAGGGUACCUGGGGGCCGUGGGCCCCCACCACACCUUCACGUCAGCGGGCUGCUUCGACAGGUGACGCCAGGAGACGGAGGAGAGGGUGAUCAGCAAACCACCCCGAGCCAGGGACAGGGAGCGCUGCAAUCCUCUUCCCUCACUACUUCCCCUCCUCUCCGCUCCCUGGCAGACCUCCUCUCCAUCUCCGUCAACACCCCGUCCCCCCCCUCUGCCGCACCCCGCCCUGCGCCCCCCACCCUCAGACAGAGACGGAGAGAAAGACGGCUAAAACACAAGCAAAGGUCAAAGGGCACCGAUGACCCCGUGGAGGUCAUCACACUGACAUGACACCUGAUGUCACUGCGACGUCACUGACUGACUGUUGAACGCUGUGUUCCGAUUCCCGUCGCAGAAACCUGGUUCCAAGGCAGAAGCAUUAACCCACUGUGGAAUGGUCACCGUAUGUCCCUGGUUACGAUGCUGUUAUCACUGUGAACCAGAGGCUAUGCAGCAUGAUUCCUCCUCAGUGCCUCCUGGGUUUUGACCAGAGUGAUGUCUGUCUGUCUGUGAAUUCAGCUGAAGAUGAAGUGCUGCUGGAUCUCUCUCACUCUGAUCCAAAAAAAAAGAUCAACUCAACUGAAGAUGAGUAAUUGGCCAGUAAAGUGACAUAUUGAGCUGCUGACUUGAGAACAGUGGUAUGAAGUGUUAUAAGUAGACCUACCAGUGAGUUGAAGAGGCUGUGUGUCACUUGCUAUGUCAGCCUUAUAUCACUCUUAUGCCAGUGAAUAAAGGGAUUAUGUCACUCGUGACUAAGUGCUCCAGGGGCAUUCUGAGAAUUCCUACCCAAAAUCCUCUCUGGCUGGGGAGGGGAGACCACAGAGUUCAUUGUUCUGUCACAGCAGGGGAAAUCCAUAGUUUUUAACAUAGCUGUCAUGUUUUGGCUUUCUCUUCUUUCAUCCUUCCCCCUUCCUCCCUCCUUGUCACCUCUCCUUACAGUGAUGGUUCCAACCACCAAGUCUCGUAGUGAGGGUUAAAGGGUUAAAGAGUGAAGCUUUGUUUUCCACGUCCUUCCACUCAGACUUCAAGUGGAAGUGAACUGACAUGGAAUGCUCAUGGUGAAGGAGACUUGGAAACAUAGAAAUAGAAUGAUUGGCAUUCUAAUUCUAUGCUUAGAACUUUGUUGAAGUAGAUAAUGAAAUUCUGCUGCCUUCUAUUAGAAGUGAUGGUUCUGUGUGAGCUGAAGACUUGUUUCCAUGAACCACAGCGUGUAUCAGGGACUUGAUUUCACGGAUUACUUGAAUACGAUGCCAUUGAAACGUGCCGUAGCUUUUUAUUUAUAUGGACACAUUUAUUCGUUGUUGCUUUAUUUUGUAUUCUUUGGUGAAGUAAGUUUAGUUUUUAGUUGUUUUUAUACCAGCGUGUAAUGUUUUUUUCUGUGCCCUUGUAUAACUGUAUGUUCAGGCUCAGGUUAGGCUGUGAAUAUCCAAUCAGCCGUCUCCUUAUUGCUGAGGUUACCCAAUCAGCUGUCUUCUUACUGUGUCCUAUUGAGUGUGCUUUAAGUAGAUACUAGCAUGGCACCCAGGAGGGUUUCUCACUUAUCUACCUCUCUGAGGAAGAGGACCUGAAUUUUUAAAUAACAUACUAAGAUAUAUAAACAAACACCAAAUUUGCAUCCUGGUAGAAUCUGUGACCUUCCAGACGAUGAAACACACAGCCCAUCUGCAGCUUGUCAUUACUAAUUGCUUCCCACAUUCCCAGCACUGCUUUUCCCCAUACUUCCACUUCCUGUUGGAACGUAAACACAUCCAGAUUCCCCUUCUGGGUCACAGGGGGUCUCGCUGGUUACCGUGGCGAUGGCCAAAAAAAUCUAAAUCAGGGGCUCACUCAGAAAGAGAGUUACUUGGAGCGUUACAGAAUGUUUAGAUACCCAUAGCUGAUCUAAACAGCACAUUUAUAUCUGUUGUGUAGAGCAGGGAAUAGUGGAAGCUCUAUAAAUCACAUUUCUAUCUACAACGAUGUAAACUUCCGGUCCUUUUCUCUGUCCGUAUGCUAUUGAAUGUGUAUGUUUUUACUAUGGUUGUACCUUGUCCCCAGCAGUUUUCACACUUGAACUAUGCUGAUACUACUAAGGCUGUGUUCUGUAUAGGUUAUAUAGGUUUUUAUGUUCUGAUUCUCAAUGUUCUAGGCUUAGAUAUCAGAGAUUUAUUUAAUUGAACGCUGUAUGAAACUUGCUUAAGCAAGUUAUCUGUCAAGCAUCUGAAAUGUGUCUAAACCUUUUUAUAGCAUGAACAUACCUUACUGUAGUCUAGAUAGUAAUUUACUAGAAAUGGGAAUGAAGGGCUUACGAGAGAAUGUUACCAGCAACCAAAUGUAUCUUUCUGCCUGAUCUCUUCUGAACUAUGUCAAUCUAUCCAGACUCGCUCACUGUACGGUCAUCACUACUUUUUAUAGACAAAGGGAUUCUGUCUUUUUUUGUUAACUCCAGUUUAUUUUACAUUCCUACUAUUUUAAGUGUGUUUGAUUUACUCCUGAUCGUCCUGUGUUUUAAUAUAGAUGGAUGCAGUCGGUGUGGAGUAGUGGGUCAUAUUCAUUAGGCACCAAACGGAAGAAAACGGACAAACAGGGAGGGACUAUAUGAACUUGUCCAAUAAGAAAGUUUUUUUUUUUUCUGUUUGCAAAACGUUUUACUACGGUGUGACCUAAUGAAUAAGACCCUGUUUUAGAUAAAGAACUCAAGUCUUCCUUCACUAAAAAAGCUACUUCUCACCGAGGUCUCAAGGUGCAAUAUGUUUUUGUUGGUAGAACCAUAACCAUUAGAAUGAUUCCUUCUAUUUCUAUGGAUAGAAGACUUCUCUCACAGCUGUCACUGUCUUGAGUAUAGCCCUCACUACUGGUUCAUCUUUUAUAACUUAAUUAUUUGACAUUAUUAUUGUGUGAUUUGACUCGACGUUGAUCCUUGCUGCCAGAAAGCCGAGAGCUCUGAACACUAUGUUGCACAUUGCAGCCUUGAUUGGUGUACUGUACGUGUUGCUAUAGCGAUACUGUGCAUGUUUCUAUGUCCACAGAACUGUGCUGAGAAACACACACACACACACACAACCACACUAUUUGUCUAAUGAAAUGACACCAGAAAUGUCCCACGUCUAUUUUUGUAAAGCUGUUUUUGUAGUCUUUGUUGAAGUGACACAGAGAAGUUUCUUUUUUUUAUCCGAUGAGCCAUUGAAAUAAACAACAAAAAAUA
Oncorhynchus masou masou (cherry salmon) is the source of this 5032-nucleotide messenger RNA. RefSeq names its product cyclin-J-like. The coding region runs from base 446 to 1873 and encodes 475 amino acids. Lineage: Eukaryota; Metazoa; Chordata; Actinopteri; Salmoniformes; Salmonidae. Gene Ontology annotation, biological process: mitotic cell cycle phase transition; regulation of cyclin-dependent protein serine/threonine kinase activity. The transcript has 6 exons. The record is from RefSeq and is a predicted model, not a curated record. Gene Ontology annotation, molecular function: cyclin-dependent protein serine/threonine kinase regulator activity. Gene Ontology annotation, cellular component: cyclin-dependent protein kinase holoenzyme complex; nucleus; cytoplasm.